Messenger RNA from Lachnellula hyalina, 474 nucleotides. RefSeq lists its product as uncharacterized. NCBI's taxonomy places the organism in Eukaryota, Fungi, Ascomycota, Leotiomycetes, Helotiales, Lachnaceae. The coding region runs from base 1 to 474 and encodes 157 amino acids. The record is from RefSeq and is a predicted model, not a curated record. The transcript has 2 exons.
AUGGCAUCGCAGAGACCCGCACUGCCGGCUGUAGAGCCAACCUACGAUAUCAACCGCCCCCUCAACAAAAUCAUCCCCCUCUACGCGCACCCCAUCCCGACCUGCCCGGGGAAAAGCAUCGUCGCUCCACGCGUCGAGUUCCCACCAAACGGCUCCACACCGCCGCAUACGCAUGCCGGGGCAUUCGUGACGGUGAAUGUGGUUUCGGGGUUCGUGUAUAACAAGAUGAACGAUGAGGCGAUGGAGGUGUUUGGGCCGGGGGAGGUUUUUACGGAAGGUCCGGGGUGUAGACAUAUGGUUAGUGAUAAUGCUGGUAGGGAGGAGGCGGUUAUCGUGGCGACGAUGGUUGUUGAUACGAAAGUACUGGAUGAGGGGGGUGUAGAGGCGUGCGUGGUGAUUGAUGAGGUGUGGAGGGAGGCUGUGAUGGAGAGGAGGGUUCAGGAUGCUGCUGCUGUUGCUGGGGAGAGGGAAUGA